Messenger RNA from Suillus subalutaceus, 2385 nucleotides. RefSeq lists its product as uncharacterized. The transcript is spliced from 9 exons. The coding region runs from base 1 to 2385 and encodes 794 amino acids. Gene Ontology annotation, biological process: protein phosphorylation. The record is from RefSeq and is a predicted model, not a curated record. Lineage: Eukaryota; Fungi; Basidiomycota; Agaricomycetes; Boletales; Suillaceae. Gene Ontology annotation, molecular function: ATP binding; protein serine/threonine kinase activity.
AUGGUGACUCUGAUCCUACCUAUCCAACAUGGAGAAUUCGGCAACUCUCAACUUACUAGAUGCACCUCAGUGCUGCGGGAUAAACCUCAACUUAGACGCAAGCGGGCCAUUUUUCUAACAGCAUUCCUCCUCAUCGCACAAGUACUUACUGCCACUGCCAUUAUAUCCAACAUGGAACUUGUAUCUCAGUUCACUGAGGAUGCUAUUGCCAAGGAGGAUCGUAUCUGUGGUCAACCUGCUUGUGGUAGCAUUAUCCUGAAAGGCGCUCCAUAUCAUUACAUUGCCACUAUUGUGCCUAGCCAGCCUGGUCGCUUCAUCUGUAGGGCAUGUUACUUGCGAUAUGCACAGAAGCUUUCGACAUCAGUCCGACCCUCUUCAGUUCGCCCUUCUUCUGCACAAUCACUCCCUGAUCCUGACGUCAUACGGCAAAGUGUAAAUGCUGCACAGCGCAGAUCUACUAUCAACCCUCCUCGUGUGGUUCCUUUCCUAUCUCAGCCCUCAAGUAGCGCUAUGCAUAUGGGCCGCCUUCCAGGCCCAGAUAUUGCCGUGCCUUUAUCGUGGCAACAACCACCAGUCAGUUCCAGCCAGAACAGGGUACCUGGUCCCACAGGGUACUCGGCGCACCAUGCUCAAUAUAGUUUGGAGCGUGAGCGAUGGGCUAAACUAGCAUAUGCUCCACCCCCUGCAGAGACUAUCACAUUAGAGAUAACAGCUGUGUAUGAGGGAAACUCACGGAAGAAAAGCGGACGUGGUAUCAACUUCGGGAAUAUAUGUGAAGGAAAGAAGGAUAUUGAUGCUCGCUUGGACGCCCCUAGUCUCAUAGCGAUUGCAUUCGAUACCAUUCUACCCAAAAUCCUCACAUUCGGAAGGGGAUUUCCAUGGCGCUCUCAUGAAUUUGUCGUCCGAGAUGCUGCCUGGGUUGACCUAUCUGGGCAUUUGCCCGCCAUUCCAUACUUUUUGGCUCAGUGCUUGGUCCAAUCUCGACAUGCGCCGAAGACGACGACUUUCAAGACUAAGAAAUUCUCGCUCAUGGUUGUUGUGCCUGCAGCGCAGUGGAGUGAGUAUGAGGAAUGGCUCGAAAGAACUGAAGAAGAGGAAACCUUGCAUGAACAGCUUCAACGACGCCGAUCCAUCCACACUGAUAUUGAAGAUCAAGACCCUCAUGCUGUCGGUACUGACUUGGACGACUAUGAAGACCCAGACCCUUUUGCUGGGCAACUUGAAGAAGACGACGACCCUUUUGGUAAUGACAUGGAACCUCCAUAUAGUCUAUCUACUGUGAUGCGCACAUCAGCAAAGCGAGCUCAUGUUCGAGGCGAGAGUGACUCCACAAGUAGUACUGUCUCGCCUCCCCGUAAGAAGCUGGCGCAUGUAUUUCGCCUCCCUGACCGUGAUGAUCUCAAAGAGGCCUUGAAAAAUGGAGGUUUAGUUUAUGAUCUACGCAAUGAGGACAUCCAAUUCCAUCAAAUCCCUGUGCGUCCACUAGCUGAUAUCUUGAAGACUCCUCAACACCGUUCAUUUGAACUUGACAUCUCCAAUUCAUCUAUUGGCCAACUCACUAUCGAUGUCCCCCUUCGCAGCAUGAUUGGGAUUGGUGCUUUCAAGACAGCACAUCCAGGGUGGCUAACACUAUCCCCUCUGUCCUCCAGUGGCCUUGGAUCCCGCACUCAGCAGGAUGUCAUCGUUAAGCGGCCAUUCUACAGACCUUCCUCUCACACCGGCGCUGCUGCUGGAUCCAACACCCUCAAGAUCGCACGUUAUGCAUUAGCAGAUGAGCUCCAAAAGCUCUUAAAUGAAAGUAACGUGUUGUACUGGGCGAAAUCACUCCUUAACUUUACUUAUGAAUACAUCGAUCACUGUAUCGAUGCAGCAUCAAGUCCUCCAUCUUUCCAAAUACCCCGCGUGCGCUUUGUGGAUGCAGGGAUUGCUUUAGCAUUUUCUCAUCACUUGUCGAACGCUCAGGGGACAUCCAAUCAAGCUCCCACAGCAGACGUUAAGGCAGGGACGUUUUCAGCGGUGUAUCUCCUUGAGGAGCCAGUGACAUUCGACAGUCCUGGUAAUCAGACAUUUACCAAGUUUAUCCAUAAUAAGGACUGCGAACCGUCACUUGAUGACGAUGAAUAUGGCUAUGACCUAGCCGUCUUUCUUGCUUUCACUCAGCACAUUCAGUAUGCGAAGACAGACGGUCUAGCCUUUGUUUCUGAUUAUCAAGGCAGCACAGCGCUUUUGACCGAUCCUCAAAUAUUGACCCACCGUUCGGUCGGUGAUGGAAACGAUCAUUUUGGUGAUGGAAACAUCGCAAGCAUGGUGGAUGACUUUGAGACGAAGCAUGUUUGUAACUAUUACUGCAAGUGGCCAGGAUUUGGAUUGGAGGUAUAUGCUUAG